AUGAUUCAUGAAGAGAUCGAGGUUUAUAUGGAGAAAAUGAUUGCCAAAUCUAGAACUGAAGAUGAUCAUUUAGAAAACCUGAGGAAGUUGUUUGCCAGGCUCCGGAAGUCCAAGUUGAGUUUGAAUCCAGCAAAAUGCCCUUUUGGGGUCCGAUCUGGUAAGCUAUUGGGUUUCAUAGUCAGUCAGAAAGGUAUUGAGGUUGAUUCCGACAAAGUUCGAGCCAUCCAAGAUAUGCCACCUCCCCGAACAGAAAAAGAAGAUCCGAUAAAGUAUAUAUUUGAAAAGCCUGUUAUUACUGGUAGAAGUUCUCGGUGGCAAAUGUUGUUAACCGAAUAUGAUAUCCAGUAUGUGACUCAGAAAGAAAUAAAGGGGAGCAUUAUGUCUAACUACCUUGCUCAUUUACUUGUGGAAGGUUAUCAACCAUUAAGGUUUGACUUUCCAGAUGAAGACAUCAUGUUUAUCAGAGACUUCACUAUUCCAGGCCACGAGAUAAACCCCAAGGAAGUCCCCGAACCAGGAUCGCGAUGGACACUCAUGUUCGAUGGUGCUUUCAAUGCUCGUGGUCAUGGAAUAGGUGCAAUUAUCACUUCUCCAACUGGUUUCCACCUUCCAUUCACCGCCAGAUUAUGCUUUGAUUGCACCAAUAAUAUGGCAAAAUACGAGGCAUGUAUUUACGUUAUGGAGGCAACCAUCGACUUAAGGAUCAAGAUUCUUGAGGUAUAUGGAGAUUCAGCUCUGGUAAUAAGUCAGUUAGCAGAUGCUCUAGCUACGUUGGCAUCUAUGUUUAAAGACAAAUGGAAGAAUGAAACACCUGCUAUCCAUAUUGACAACUUAGAUGAACUGGCACAUUGUCGAGCAAUCAAGGCAGAUCCUGACGAUAAGCCCUGGUUCUAUGACAUAAAGACAUUUAUGGAGAAACAACAAUAUCCCGAGGGUAUAUCUAUUAUUGAUAAGAAGGCCUUGAGAAGACUCUCUUCCAAGUUUUUCUUAAACGGUGAUGUGUUAUACAACCGAAAUUAUGAUUCUGUACUGCUCAGAUGCGUGGAUAGACACAAAUCUAGUACAAUCAUAAAAUCUAUACAUGAAGGCUACGAGGGUGUACAUGCAAAAGGUCCUGCUAUGGCCAAGAAAAUCCUUCGGCAUGGGUAUUACUGGACGACAAUGGAGGUUGACUGUUAUAACUUUGUUAGAAGAUGCCACAAAUGUCAAAUAUAUGGUGAUAAGAUCUUUGUGCCACCAACUUCGUUGAACGUUCGGACAUAUCCAUGGUCCUUUUCUAUGUGGGGUAUCGAUAUGAUUGGGAUGAUAAAGUCUAAAGCUUCCAAUGGUCAUCAAUUCAUCCUAGUUGCUAUCGAUUACUUCAGGAAAUAG
Lathyrus oleraceus (garden pea) is the source of this 1371-nucleotide messenger RNA. RefSeq lists its product as uncharacterized. The transcript is spliced from 3 exons. NCBI's taxonomy places the organism in Eukaryota, Viridiplantae, Streptophyta, Magnoliopsida, Fabales, Fabaceae. The coding region runs from base 1 to 1371 and encodes 456 amino acids. Gene Ontology annotation, molecular function: nucleic acid binding. The record is from RefSeq and is a predicted model, not a curated record.